Molecule: messenger RNA, 837 nt
Organism: Caenorhabditis remanei
Lineage: Eukaryota; Metazoa; Nematoda; Chromadorea; Rhabditida; Rhabditidae
Exons: 5
Coding region: 1-837 (278 amino acids)
Source: RefSeq, a predicted model, not a curated record
AUGAAAGAAAACGAAUUGCAUGAAACAACGACUCCGCCUGAAGAAAUCGUUGGAAACGAUGAUAUAAAUAAGCAGCAAAACGACGAAGCUGACCGUUUUCUGGAGCACAUGUCCACCAACCAUAAAACAUUUUCUGUGCUCGACCGGACGGGUCUACGUCUUUCCAUUGGUUGUCUAUUGCCAAUCACAAUGGGAGACAACGGAGAGCAACGUAAUUGGGGAUCGAGUAUCAUUCUGAAUAGUGCUGACCUAGAAUACCCACAAGUCGACUACAAACUACGUGUCAGUGCGAAAAAACGAUUCGAUCCACAACUGACAUGUAAUCGUAGUAAAGGCACAAUCAAACAGAACAAAGUGCUUGUUUUGAAUUACCAACUUCCUGAAUCCUCAAUCAAAUCUGUUCAAUUGACACUCUUAAUUGAUGGAUCACCACAUGAAAUUCCACUUUGCAAAUAUCCAAAAGGCGAUUAUUACUGGAUUGGGAAAGAUACGACAGUUCCUGGACCUGCUCAAUUGAUCGAAGAAAGAAAGCAAAGUGUCUUUGUUAAAACUGAUUCAACUAUGAAGAAUGUGUCACCGGGAAGAAUUGAGAAUAUUCCAGAUGGAUUGAAAGACUUCGUUUUGGGAGGAGAUGGAAUCAAUUCAGUUUGCAAACUACUGUAUCCUUACAGUAAAGAACUAUUCCGUGAUCUGUCUCUAAUGAAUAUUGAGAAUUUUGACAUUAUGGGAUCAUUCGAGAACGGAAAUGCUACUGAUGCGAUUGCCGAAGAGAUUGUACGGCGCUUCCACGAGUCAACACGCGAGAAAUUCACAACUACACCGGCUAUGUUGCAAUGA